Molecule: messenger RNA, 828 nt
Organism: Cooperia oncophora
Lineage: Eukaryota; Metazoa; Nematoda; Chromadorea; Rhabditida; Trichostrongylidae
Source: the annotation of a GenBank genome assembly
AUGAAGUGUCCGAAGGUCAUAUCGGCCUUGGAAACGUUAGAAUCACUUGCCAAUAACAAUGAACGAGAAAAUGAAGAAAUUCUGUCGUUACAAAAGACCGUGGAGCGAUUAGAACAUGAGAAACAGGCACGGCAGUUGCAAACGGCGAAAUUCGAGGAGGAGCUGGACCAAGUCGAAGAGACGUACAAAAAGGACAUCAACGAGCUACGAUCGAUGGUAAAGGCGUUAAUGUCUGAAAACAAGACGUUAAGCACAACUGUCUCUUCAUUACCUGCCAACACGGAGAGCCCCACAUCCGCAGCCAUGCGAGAAGAAGAUGUCCGAUUGAUGUUCGAACUGAAAGAGGCGUCACAUAAGCAAAAAGAGGAAAUCAAAGCAUUACAGCGUGAUGUGGAACAAUACGCCUUUGAAGUGGAAAACCUCCAAAAUUCCAUAGAGAAACUCAUCCGGCAAAACGAAGAGUUACUGCGGAAGAAUGCGUCGUUACAAAAACAGGGUCGAAUGAUCGUUGAAGAAAAAAUGGAAAUAAUUCGAAGGUUGGAGAAGACAGAAGAGGCAAACAUUCAGUUACGACGAAUGCUUAGUGAUACAGAUCGGGUCUGUAAAGAUUUACAACAAGCUAAUCAGGUAGACGAUGAGCCACGAUUUACAUUGGCUGAACUUCGCGAGGUCCUACAAGAAAAGAACGUACUCAAAGGUCGAGUAAUGGAACUCGAAGAGGAGUUGGAAAAUCUCCGGCCAGGACGGAAAGAACGAGAACGCGACGACCUCCUAAGGUGGUCCAAAAUCAAGUUCUCCAUACUGACCCGUGCAUUCAAAAUCAUCUAG